Molecule: messenger RNA, 1617 nt
Organism: Sabethes cyaneus
Lineage: Eukaryota; Metazoa; Arthropoda; Insecta; Diptera; Culicidae
Gene: Lint-O
Product: zinc finger protein dpff-1
Exons: 5
Coding region: 245-1594 (449 amino acids)
Source: RefSeq, a predicted model, not a curated record
UAAGUUAUACAAAAUUUAAAUUAUAAAGGGUAUAUAAAUGCAAAUCAGUUGAUUACAAAGCUGUCAUAUUUGUGUCGGUACGUAUUAUCUGUGAUACGUAGUCAAACAAUCCAGCGCGUUUGAAGAAAUAGGCUCUUACUAAAAUCUAACGUUGACUGAGUGUGAUCGAAGUAUAUAAUUAAUGUUAUAAUAAUCUUUUAUCAGUUGAAAUUAGUAAAAUAGUGGGUUCCAUUUGUACCACAUAAUGGUAAAAACAAAAUCUAGUGGUGUUGAAGCGGAGAACGGUGGCAAAAGUACAGAAAUAGUACCUGCUUCAAACUCGUCCACGGGUGCUGCAGCAUCGCAGGAUAAUGAUAACAUUUCCACCCGAGUUGGAACUAGAACCAAGAAAGCUAAAGUGGUAUUUGAUCCUUCGGAUCAUUAUGUUCCUCGAAAACGUGUCAGGAAAACUGAAAUAAAUCCCGCUGAAUCUUCCGGAGUUUCAACUACAGCUAGCAAACUGAAUGAUAAUAUCCCGAAAUCACCACUGAAAACAGAUAAAGCCGGGGAAGUUAGUUCAGGAUCAAAGUCACGCUUGACACUAAGUCCUGCGGUAAUACCACCGAAAAAUUCUAUCAUCAGCACAUAUAAGCCGAAAGUGUUUGGUCCAAGUUCACCACCUGAAGGAAGUAGCCGUCUACAUGCUACUUCUAGCGGUAAUGGUGCAAUUCGAAAGCAGGAAUUUAAACGUGAGCCUGUUUGCGAUAUGUGUCACAAAGCUGAACAACAACGGCGUGGUUUCAAACUAAUUGAUUGUUCAAACUGUGCAUUUAGAGCUCAUUCAAAGUGUCUCUGCGCCCAUCCCGUUUAUUCCAAGUUUCCAAUAAAGCCUAAUUUUCGCUGCUUCCAGUGCAUUGAAUGUGUCGUGUGUGGAAAAUCUUUGCGUGGCGGCAACUUACUCUUUUGUUGCGAUUGUCAAAAUGCGUUUCAUCAAAACUGCCAUGGCCCAUCUACUUCAAUGAACGAUAAAAACUCGAAUGGUCGGUGGAUUUGCAAACGAUGUACUGAUGAGAGAUCGACUACUAAACAGUCGUCUUUACGACCUCCAGAGAAACGACCCGCUGCACUACAGCAUGUAGAGCCUGAAAUGCAGGAAGCUGCCGACGAUGAAGGUUAUCAGGAAUUCGCUGGAUUCAGUGAUAACGAGAUAAGGAAAGAUUCAUUUUCUUUAUCGGAUGGAACGAUCAAUGAAGGAUGUAAUAGUCUGGAAAAGAUAAAAAUUGAAUCGUCAGAUUCUCGUAACUACUCGAAUGCUGAUACGGAUAACAAAGAAGAGACCAUACAACCAAAACAAAAUCUUGAUCCGCGUCUCGAUAAUUUUGAGAAUGUUGAAAAUUGGACUUGUGACGAUGUGUUUCAAUACUUUCAAUAUUACUUUCCUGAAUAUGCUCAUCUUUUCAAGGAACAGGAAAUUGAUGGUCCCUCAUUGGUUCUUAUGAGGAAAUCCGAUGUUGUCACAGGGUUCGGAUUGAAACUUGGUCCUGCUAUAUCUCUAUACCAACGCAUCGUUAUGAUACAAAAUAACGAUAGAGAUUUUCGAUUAACGUGGCUAUAAAGCAGUUUUCAUAUGUAAUUUAU